AUGACCAUUUCGACGGCGCUACGAGAAGUACGUCUCGUGUUCUCAUGCUUUGCCCGCUUUGGGGGAGUAGCCUUCUGUUUUAUGCAAGUGGGUGACACCAUUAAAUGUGUGGGUCCGUCCAUGCUGCCGACCCUUAAUCGUGACGGAGAUAUUGUGUUACUGGACAAGUUUACGCCCAGACUGUGGAAGCUGCAGCCAGGUGAGGUCGUGAUCGCCAAGUCAAUGUCCAAUCCUCGCCAGUCUGUCUGCAAGCGGAUCAUUGCCCAAGAGGGUGAAACUGUGUGUGUGCGGCCUAGAUAUUCGUCGUCCGUGGUGGAAUUUCACAAGGAAAGAUGGUUAAAUUUUGUUGUGACUAGUUGGGAGCUUACUGGGUUUGACGACUGCUUUUUUGCUUCAUCGUAUUUCGUAUUGCAGAUCCCAAAGGGUCACGUGUGGCUAGAAGGAGAUAAUAAACACGACUCGCAUGACUCUCGAUACUAUGGCCCAGUGCCGUGCGCACUUGUGCAAGGACGAGUAGUAAUGAGGAUUUGGCCGCUAAACCAGCUCAAGUGGAUGAAGAAGGAAGCGUCUCCACAGGCAUUUCGUGAGAUAUAG
Molecule: messenger RNA, 594 nt
Organism: Peronospora belbahrii
Lineage: Eukaryota; Oomycota; Peronosporomycetes; Peronosporales; Peronosporaceae
Source: the annotation of a GenBank genome assembly